This is a messenger RNA of Colletotrichum costaricense, 408 nucleotides long. RefSeq lists its product as uncharacterized. The transcript has a single exon. NCBI's taxonomy places the organism in Eukaryota, Fungi, Ascomycota, Sordariomycetes, Glomerellales, Glomerellaceae. The record is from RefSeq and is a predicted model, not a curated record. Bases 1 to 408 code for a protein of 135 amino acids.
AUGUCAGUCGAGUUCUAUGUCAUCAGUCGCGAACCGACGCCGUCCACGCCCUCUCACUGGACACAGCCCACCCAUCUCGUUUUCCUUUGCUUUCUUUUUGCGUGCUCAUCUUUGCUGCACGUAAUCAAGAGGGACGUGUUGGGGGAGAUGGAAGGGGCACGCCAAUUAUGCCACGGCCGAAACGAACCCUUCUUUCUCUGCCUUUACCCUUUUCUGCCACCUUUCCUGGGCUUCCUCUACCCGUACGGAGUUAUGUACUCUCCAGGGCAGGUUGUAUUAGCUCCAAGAAGUUGCAGCAUCCUCCCCCUGCCCAUCACAUAUCCUCAAUCUCUGCCCGCCUCCGCCGCCCGUCAACCCCCCACCUCGAUGAGCAAAAAUUUGUCCAACAAUGUUACGAUUUGGGCAUGA